AUGAAGGAUUUAGACGAAGAAAAGUUUUGUCUGGAAUUGCGAAUAACAAGAGAUUGCGAGAAAGGCAAGAUUUUCAUCGAUCAGCAGAACUACAUUGAGGAAAUUUUGAAGCGAUUCAAUAUGGCAAAUAGUAAUGCUGUGUCGACUCCUGCAAAUGCAAGUUUGAAGCUAGACAAAACGAUGAGCCCUAGCACUCCUGAAGAAGUAGAAGUGAUAAAAGCUGUUCCGUUCAAGCAGGCAGUUGGUUCUCUUUUAUACGCGGCUCAAGCAACCCGACCGGAUAUUGCGUAUGCAGUAAACAUGGUGAGUCAAUUUUGCAGCGAUCCAGGACAGUGGCACUGGGAGGCCGUAAAGCGAAAUCUGCGGUAUCUUCGUGGAACCACUGAAGCACGAUUGGAAUAUUCGGCGAAUGGCACCUCGCAACUAACCGGCUAUUCCGAUGCGGAUUGGGGAGGAGACGUGGAUACGCGGAAAUCAACUACGGGCUACAUUUUCAUGAAGAUGGGAGAAGCUGUUUCCUGA
This is a messenger RNA of Aedes albopictus (Asian tiger mosquito), 522 nucleotides long. RefSeq lists its product as uncharacterized. NCBI's taxonomy places the organism in Eukaryota, Metazoa, Arthropoda, Insecta, Diptera, Culicidae. The record is from RefSeq and is a predicted model, not a curated record. The transcript has a single exon. Bases 1 to 522 code for a protein of 173 amino acids.